GAGGCGGGCGGCCGAACGGGAGGCGGCCUGGCGAGCGGGGCCGGCGGGGCCGGGCCCGGAGGCGGCGGUGAUGGAACUCAGGAUGAAGCGACGAACCUCCGAUAGAGGCGGUGGGGAAACAUCCACCAAGGUCCUCUGCCCAGGGAUUUCCAGCAGUAACACAAAAAGAGCCGGGCCGUUCAUUCUUGGCCCACGUUUGGGCAACUCCCCAGUGCCUAGCAUUGUGCAGUGCUUGGCAAGAAAGGAUGGGACAGAUGACUUCUAUCAGCUGAAGAUCCUCACCUUGGAGGACAAGAAGGACCAUGGCACAGAAACCCAAGAGGAACGUCAGGGCAAAAUGCUGCUGCAUACCGAGUUCUCCCUCCUCUCCCUCCUGCACAAUCAGGAUGGGGUGGUCCAUCAUCAUGGCCUUUUCCAGGACCGAACCUGCGAGCUGGUGGAAGAUCUGGAGUCCAGUCGGAUGGUCCGAAAAAUGAAGAAACGUAUUUGUUUAGUGUUGGACUGCCUCUGUGCCCAUGACUUCAGUGACAAGACGGCUGAUCUCAUCAAUCUCCAGCACUACGUCAUCAAAGAGAAGCGGCUCAGUGAACGAGAGACCGUUGUCAUCUUCUAUGAUGUUGUACGGGUGGUGGAAGCCUUGCACAAGAAGAACAUUGUGCACAGAGACUUGAAACUGGGGAACAUGGUGCUAAACAAAAGGACCCACCGAAUUACGAUCACCAACUUCUGUCUUGGGAAGCAUUUGGUGAGUGAGGAUGACCUGCUGAAGGACCAGCGAGGCAGCCCUGCCUACAUUAGUCCUGAUGUCCUCAGUGGUCGGCCAUACCGUGGCAAGCCCAGUGACAUGUGGGCGCUGGGAGUAGUCCUCUUCACCAUGCUCUACGGACAGUUCCCCUUCUACGACAGCAUCCCUCAGGAGCUCUUCCGCAAGAUCAAGGCUGCCGAGUACACCAUCCCAGAGGACGGGCGGGUGUCCGAAAACACUGUCUGUUUGAUCCGGAAGCUGCUGGUCUUGGACCCUCAACAGCGCCUGGCGGCUUCGGAAGUGCUUGAAUCCCUCAGCUCCAUAAUUACAUCCUGGCAGUCCAUGUCCUCCCUCAGUGGGCCCUUGCAGGUGGUGCCCGAUGUUGACGAUCAGGUGGUCAACCCAGAACAUGCGCAUGAGGCAAAGGUGAGCGAGGAGUGUUCCCAGUACGAGUUUGAGAAUUACAUGAGGCAGCAGCUCUUGCUAGCGGAGGAGAAGAACACGCUCCAUGAGGCAAAGCACUUCCUGCAGAAGCGGCAGUUUGGCAGCAUCCCUCCAGUGAGACGCCUUGGCCAUGAUGCCCAACCCAUGAAUGCCCUGGACGCUGCCGUCCUCGCACAGCGCUACCUUCGGAAGUAGCUCCUACAGGAGGCAGGAGUCGCGCUCCACCUGCCCUGCCUGGCACAAGAGUCGGGGCCGGGCCUGGGUGCCAAGCGAUGUAGCAGUCUUCCCUGCGUAACGAGGGGUCUUGCUUGCCAGGGUUCCCCAAGAGGACAAGUGAAAGACCCCUGGCUGGGACCAACACCUGUGGAUUUGAACUCCCGUCCUAGAGAGUAGCAGCCUGCUUUUACUUCUAAAAUCUACCUCUCUGCCUUUUUUAACCACACUGUUCUCCAGACUGAAAUGUAGAGCAGUUUUGGCAAAGGUUGUCCCAGCAGGCUCCUUUCCUCACACAAACUCUGGAAAGCAGGUGGACUGCAUUUUGCUCCAUACGGUUUGAAUAAGCUUCAUUGUUUUUUUUCCCAUUGUCCAUCAUCCUGGGUUUCAAAAAGAUGACUCCUUCUUAAACCUAUUUCUGUUCAAUACCCUGGGUUCUGUUUUCAGUUUAAGCCCCAGGUUGAAUUAAUUUGUGCAGGCAUUAAUUUUGCACACCACAGCCUUGCAAAACGCUUGUUGAACUGAGAAAAUUUGCUCGCAGAUUCCAGCUGGGGGAAGUUUCAGCCCAGCGCUGUUUAAAAUGUAGCUUUUCUGGAGACCAAAGUCUCCACGCCACUGAAUUAUUUUGGAUCUCCUGGGUGUUCUGUUUUGGGUUUGAUUUUUUUUUAAUGAUAGCUUUUGAAAAAUGCAGUAAUGUUGCAUUAAUUCUGUUUUAUCUCUUGCCCCAUUAACUACGGAGGCAUGUUUGAAGGGAUAACUUUUUGAUAAUGUGAAAGGGGGAGUUGUCCCUUCCCUCUUCCUUCUAUUCCAUCCCCCCACUUACAGACCUCACCUCAAUCCCUGUCCCCCCCAUGUGCUCUUGGCACGCUCUCACCAUUGUCUCUGGUCACAGCACUUGCCUGUAUGCACAGGUUGGGGGGGGGGGUUGUCCCUUGCUCCAAGCUACGAUGGGGCUGUGUGAGGCUUGAGCCAUGGGGUAUUUUGGGACUGGAUGCCUUUCUUGCCAGAUAAGUCAUGCGCAGCAUCCUGGGGAGAUGAUUCUGUCGCAGAGUCUCCUGUUUCCUUUUCUCUUCCAUCAUCAAUUCAUUUUCCAGCAAUGUUGGCUGUCCUUUGGAAGACCUGGAUGCUGGUAGCCUGGAGCAAUCCCGUCAGACAGUGCUUGACAUGACAUCUUCCCUGGAGGGGAGGGAUUGAGCAAAGAAACCCUUCGGAAGCCAUUUCCCCAAGGUGAGCAUUCUCGUGAUUGAAGUAGUACAAGCAGAUUUCUGACUGGUGCACAGGAGAAAAAAUACAGUUCCAACCAGGUCUAAAAAUCUGUUGAAAUCCAGGUGAGGCUUAGCCUUUCCUUUGGAACCGCUCCACAGGAGGUGGGUGCAGAUGGUCGGUCUCUGGAAAAUAGCAGAGGAGCCUGCUUCAAGAGCUAGGUAACCCCCACCCCACCUUCUCUCUUUGCGGCUGUAGAAUCCAGGCCAGCAAGCAGGGUCCUUUCCCAGCAGCUUUGCCCAAGGAUGGCAGCAGAGGUUGGGGCAGCAGCAGCAGCUCUUGUUGGCUGAAGUGGAAAGUUGUGCACUUCGCCUUGGAGCUGCUUUUCCACAGCCUUCCAGGGAGCUGCCUUCUCAUCUCCUGGGGAGCCCUGUUGCAAGGGAGCCUUGAGGAUGAUUCCCAAGACUGAGAGAGGAGGCGCUUCUGGUGUAAAUGUGGGAGACAUACAGACAUAGUCCCUGCGCUCUGCAGGGAUGUGCGCUCAGGAAGGAGCCCUUGGGGGCCUCACCUGCAGCACAGUUUCCCGGCCUGCUUUAAGUUCCACCCCUGGUUUACAUCUUCCUAUAGAAAGGUUGCAAGCAGAAGCUACCUGGGGAAGGAGCAGCUUUCUGCCCUCCAGAAGGACUGAUCAGGCUCUUCCCAGGAGAGGAGCAGGAGGCUAUACCAGCGGAGUCAUCUCCCAAAUCCUUGGAAUGCUAACUUAUUCCUUCAUAGCUCUGUCCUCUUCCCACUUUUAAUUUCUUUACCCUUCCCCAAGAUAGUUAAUAAUAUGUCUGAAUGACCUGGUCCUUCUCCCACCCUUGACAAAAAUAGCAAUACUCCAUGGAGUUGAGUGUUGGGAGUUCCACCAUCUUUUGCAAUAAAAAGCUGACUGGAAAGGGAGCCUGGGGUGGGGUGUGGGCCUAGAAAGGGAUGUUGUGAGUGCUGGGUUGGCUUGGGGAGAUGUCAUGUUGGGUGAGAUACCACAGACAAAAUCCCUCUUGUAAAAAACUUGCAAAGAACGUUUGUAUAGAGACCUAUUUUUGUAUUACACUCACCUAAUCCAGCAUGCCAGCAAUAAAAUUUCAUAAUAUAGAAUUCAUGCACUCAGAAGUCGAUUAUUUCAACAGUUCCUCUACCCCACCCCUUCCAGGAUGGGAUACGGAAAACUCAGAGUUCUUUUGUAAGAGCUUUUUACUCAUCUCUUUUGACAGCUGUUUCUGUCUGUAUCUCUGGGGAAGUGUAGAUGGCAACACCUCCUAUCUCGAAAGCUUCAGCUGGGGCAGGCAACACCCUUGCCUUGCCUAAAUGCAAGCAGAUCAUUCUGGAAUAUCUGGGCACAGAAAACGUUCUCCAGUUAUGAAGAUCAGUGUUGAAUGGCAGUAAAAACACCAGAGAAGUUCUCAUUCAGGGACCUGGCUAUGUUUCAUCGUUGUAGAAUGGGGUCACCCAUCAGUAUGGUAUCUGGUAUCAUCAGGAUGUUGAUGGCACCCAAUUAUAUAUCUCCACCCCUAGCCAGACAUUGGCUGCUGUGGCGAUGCUGGCCAACUGCUUGCAGGCUGUCAAGGAGGAACCUUGGCAAAGGGAGAGGCUUUGUGGGGGGGCUUGUGCUUGAGGCAGGUGGCAGCCAUGGUUUGGGGUGGGGCUGGGCUUUGCUUUGUACAGAUUCAUCUGGUGCACCCAAAUACGCCCUUUCCUGGACCAGUAGACCUGGCUCAUGGCCAAUUGUCUCCUGGUCACAUCCCAUUUACUUCAAUGCACUCUACAUGGGGCUGCCCUUGGAGACUGUCCAAAAGUUGCUGCCGGUUCAAACACAGUGAUGUGCCCAGUAAUUAGUUCCCCACAGUUUGCCUCUGUAACACCCAUCACAAGAGCUGAACUGGCUUGUAGGGUCUUUCCAGGUGCAAUUCAAAGGUGCUGCUCAUCGCCUUUAAAGCCCUAAAUAGGUCAGGGACAGGUUAUCUGCCCCUCCCUAAGGACAUCUAUUUAUCCUAUCAGGUUAGAUAGGGUGGGUGCACAUAGGGUCUUAGUCCUUGCCCUUAAAUAUUGCCAUCUUAUGGGAGCAAGGAAACCUGCAUUUUCCAUAGCAGCUCCUGCUCCAUGGAGCGCUCUUUCCCCCUGCACUUUGGCAGGCCUUAACCUUCCAAAAAGCACUGAUGCCCCAGCUUUUCUCCCAAGUGCUGAAAUAGAAUGAGGUGGCUACGUGUUGGAAGCUUAAUUUAAUGCCAGGUUUUUUUGUUUUGUGUAUGCCUUUUAAUAGUUAAUUUAUUUAAACUUGCAUGCCGCCCAUUUUGCCAUCUCUGUCUCCCAUUCCAUUAAAACAGACCAUAAAACAUUAAAUAGGGGGUCAUAAAUUUAAAAUUCAAUUAAAAUAAAAGUAAGCAGGAUAGAGACGAUUCCAAGGGCACACAGGAAGGAGGUGGGGUGUUGCCUCCUUCAUUAGCCACCUCUAAAGGGCCACAAUCCCCUUCAGGGCCCCAGGCUGAUUGGCACAGUCCUAUCUUCAAGAGGAUGGCAGCAGAUCUGACCUUGGGGGAGCACGAUGUCCCAGAGGGCAAGAGUUCGAGCAGAAAAGGUUCUUCCCCUGAAUCCCACCAGCCAGAAUUGCUUGACUGGCAGGGUCUGCAGCAUGCCUCUUCUGCUGGCACAGGUGGGGCAGGGCAAUCCCAUUGGGCCGAGAUGGUUCCUCGGAUAACCUGCUUCCAUGCCACAAAGGGCUAUAAAAGUGAUAACCAACACCUUAAAUUGGAUUCAAAAGCAAACUGGCCACCAGUGCAUCUUGCACAAUAGCAGUUUAACAUAGGCUGCCCUCGGGAUGCCAGGAACUGUCCAUGGGGCUGCAUUCUGCACCAGCUGAAGCUUCCAGAUACUCUUCAAUGAUAGCCUCAUCUACAGCACAUUGCAAUAGUCCAGAAGGGAGAUGACCAGUGGUGGGUUCCUACCGGUUCGGACUGGUUCAGCGAAACCAGUAGUGGUUUCGCGGCCUGGGUCUCUGGAACUGGAUGUUCUGGAUGCGUGAGAAAGCUAAAAAGUAUUGGAAAAAGAUUAAAAAUUGGCUAGAAUCAAUAACAGGAGUCAAAAUUGAUUGGAUACCAGAUGUAUUUUUACCGAUUUGAAACUGCUAUUAGAGGGAACAGGACGUUCCAAUGUAUUGUGUAAAAGUAGUGUACGUCUAAGUUCUGUGUGUGUUUUGUAUGUUUGUAAAUAAUUUUUUUUAAAAAAAUAAAGUCCUGGAGCCAGAAGCUCCACAAACUCA
This is a messenger RNA of Thamnophis elegans (Western terrestrial garter snake), 5900 nucleotides long. RefSeq names its product serine/threonine kinase 40 (gene STK40). Bases 71 to 1384 code for a protein of 437 amino acids. The transcript is spliced from 11 exons. NCBI's taxonomy places the organism in Eukaryota, Metazoa, Chordata, Lepidosauria, Squamata, Natricidae. Gene Ontology annotation, biological process: protein phosphorylation. Gene Ontology annotation, molecular function: protein kinase activity; ATP binding. The record is from RefSeq and is a predicted model, not a curated record.